AUGGACUGUAGAGCGAAAGUAGCUAUUCUAGGUGCUUGCGGAUCGGGUAAAAGUAGUGUCACUAAAAAGUUCCUGACUGGGAGCUUUGAUCCCAACCAUCCUGCUACAAUUGGGGCAGCUUAUCAAUCAAAGAAAAUAGAACGAAAUGGUGAAUGCAUUUCAGUUGAUAUUUGGGAUACAGCCGGUCAGGAAAGGUAUGGGGCAAUUGCUCCUAUGUACUAUCGUGAUGCCCAUGCUGUAAUUGUAGUUUAUGAUGUAACUGAUUUAGAAAGUGUAUCUGCUGCACGUAAAUGGUGCAGUACAGUAAGAGCUGCCAAUAAGAAGGGACUUUUAUUCGUAUUUGGGAACAAAGUAGAUCUAAUGUUGAAGAACUACGAUGCCCCGGCCUUUAUGAACCAGCCGGAACUUGGCUCAGUUAAGGAGACUUUAAGGUCUCUCUCGGAAACAGCCACAGCUCAGUUUAAAGAGUACCAGGCCGUGCAUAUGUGUGGCUCGGCUAAAACAGGAGAGGGGGUGGACUUUCUCUUUCAGUCAGUUAUGAACCAAACGGAGUACACGCGUCGGAUUAGUGAAGUACCUAAUGCCUGGUGCUGUUUCUAA
Nematocida homosporus is the source of this 600-nucleotide messenger RNA. Its product is annotated as Ras-related protein Rab-5C. Gene Ontology annotation, molecular function: GTPase activity; GTP binding. Bases 1 to 600 code for a protein of 199 amino acids. NCBI's taxonomy places the organism in Eukaryota, Fungi, Microsporidia. The transcript has a single exon. The record is from RefSeq and is a predicted model, not a curated record.